GUCCCCAGCCCAGCAGCCCGCGGCACCAGCCGGCUCUGCAGCUCUGAGUCACAGCCGAGGCGGACGGAAGCAAAAUGUCAUCCGCUGCCGGGGUUCCCCGAAACAAGUACCCCUUCAAGAAGAGGGCCAGCCUGCAGGCCCCCGCCAUGGCAGAGGUCCGUAGUGGGACAGGCUCCCGCACCCUGCAGUCUGCACGCUCCCUGCCAGGGACUCCUCACUGCCUGAAGCACUACCCUGUUGAUCUGCGCACCUCCAUGGAUGGCAAGUACAAGGAGAUUGCUGAGGAGCUGUUCUGCCGCUCUCUGGCAGAGAGCGAGAUGCGCAGUGCCCCCUAUGAAUUCCCCGAGGACAGCCCCAUCGAGCAGCUGGAGGAGAGGCGCCAGCGCCUGGAGCGGCAGAUCAGCCAGGAUGUGAAACUAGAGCCGGACAUUUUACUCAGAGCCAAACAGGACUUCCUGAAAAUUGACAGUGCUGCUGACUUACAGCUGUUCAAGGAGCAGAGCGAGGACCUGGUGGAUCAUGUCCCAAAGGAGCGGGAAGUGCUGCUGGAGAGGGAAUUCCAGAGGGUCACCAUCUCUGGGGAAGAGAAGUGUGGGGUGCCCUUCACGGACUUGCUUGAUGCAGCCAAGAGCGUGGUGAAGGCGCUGUUCAUCCGGGAAAAGUACAUGGGGUUUUCCCUUCAGAGCUUCUGCAAGACCACUGCCCGCUACCUGCAGGACCUCUCUGAGAAGCCUCUUGAGACACGGGUCUAUGAUGAGAUCCCAGAGACCCCUGUGGCUGCAGAUGCUCCGGUGCACCCACCAUUCACGGACCGGCACCCUUACGAGACCUGUGAACCCCAGUCUAUGCCCAAUGACCUGGGCUUUGGCCUCAAGAUGGUCAAUGGCGUGGUCCAUGUCUACACCAAGCAGGAUGUCACUGACAAGAACACGGAGCUGGACCUGCCGUACCCUGAUUUGCAGGAAUUCAUCGCUGACAUGAACUUCCUGAUGGCUCUGAUCAUCCAUGGUCCCAUAAAAUCCUUCUGCUACCGACGGCUGCAAUACCUGAGCUCCAAGUUCCAGAUGCACGUCCUGCUCAAUGAGAUGAAGGAGCUGGCGGCUCAGAAGAAGGUCCCGCAUCGUGACUUUUACAACAUCCGCAAGGUGGACACCCACAUCCACGCCUCCUCCUGCAUGAACCAGAAACACCUGUUGCGCUUCAUCAAGCGGGCCAUGAAGAAGCACCUGAGUGAGAUUGUGCAUGUGGAGAAGGGCAAGGAGCAGACCCUAAAGGAGGUCUUUGAGACCAUGAACCUCACAGCCUACGACCUCAGCGUAGACACGCUGGACGUUCAUGCGGAUCGUAACACCUUCCACCGCUUUGACAAGUUCAAUGCCAAGUACAACCCCAUCGGGGAGUCGAUCCUGCGUGAGAUCUUCAUCAAGACGGACAACCGGGUCUCAGGGAAGUACUUUGCCCACAUCAUCAAGGAGGUGAUGUCUGACCUGGAGGAGAGCAAGUACCAGAACGCGGAGCUGCGCCUCUCCAUCUAUGGCCGCUCACGGGACGAGUGGGACAAGCUGGCUAGGUGGGCUGUGUACCACAAGGUGCACUCCAACAAUGUGCGCUGGCUGGUGCAGGUGCCCCGUCUCUUCGAUGUGUACCGAACCAAGAGGCAGCUGGCCAACUUCCAGGAGAUGCUGGAGAAUAUCUUCCUGCCCCUCUUUGAAGCCACCAUCCACCCUGCCAGCCACCCAGAGCUGCACCUCUUCCUGGAGCAUGUGGACGGCUUUGACAGUGUGGAUGAUGAAUCCAAGCCUGAGCAUCACAUCUUCAACCUGGACAGCCCCUUGCCUGGGGCCUGGCUGGAAGAAGACAACCCGCCCUACGCAUACUAUUUGUACUACAUGUACGCCAACAUGACUGUGCUGAACCACCUGCGCAGGAAGAGGGGCUUCCACACCUUUGUGCUGCGCCCACACUGUGGGGAAGCAGGGCCCAUCCACCACCUGGUGUCUGGCUUCAUGCUGUCAGAGAACAUCUCGCAUGGCCUCCUGCUCCGCAAGGCCCCCGUGCUGCAGUACCUCUACUACCUGGCCCAGAUAGGCAUCGCCAUGUCCCCACUCAGCAACAACAGCCUAUUUCUGAGCUACCACCGCAACCCACUGCCUGAGUACCUGUCCCGUGGCCUCGUGGUCUCGCUCUCCACUGACGACCCGCUGCAGUUCCACUUCACCAAGGAGCCCCUGAUGGAGGAGUACAGCAUCGCCACGCAGGUCUGGAAGCUCAGCUCCUGUGACAUGUGCGAGCUCGCGCGCAACAGCGUGCUCAUGAGUGGCUUUUCCCACAAGGUGAAGAGCUACUGGCUGGGCCCCAAUUACCUGAAGGAAGGGCCUGAGGGGAACGACAUCCGACGCACCAAUGUGCCGGAUAUUCGGGUGGGCUACCGCUUUGAGACGCUGUGCCAGGAGCUGACCCUUAUCACGCAGGCCGUGCAGACAGAAGAGCUGGAGACCAUCCAGGAGGAGGACUCCUUAAUCCUGAACUUCAGCCCGGGGCCUCAGUGAAGGACCCUGGCCCCUGCUCUUGCCCACAGGGGCUGGGCAGGCUGGAGGCUGUCCCAGAGCAUGAGCAACCCCCCCUGCCAUCUCUGUAGGGUCUGGGCUCCUGUCCCCCGUGGCCCCUGUUUCUUUCUUGUUGUUGGUUUCAGUGCAUUCUUUCCCUCUGCAUUUCCCCCUCGAAAGGUGUUAAUUUGGUUCCUUAGCAGUCUCCCUUGGUAACGUGCUGGUGCCUUUUUUUAGUUGUUGGUUUGGUUUUUGUUCUCUCAAACUCUGGAUUUAUUUUUACUUUCUGCAAGGCCAUGGGGGUGGUAGUGCCCAGGCCCUCUGUAGUGCUUGCCGUUGAAGGCUGGGCGUGUGGGGGGCUCACACGUCUGGGACCACACGAGUCCUGGUGCAGGUGUGCAGGGGGAUGUACCCUAGGGCUGGACGCUGGGGAGCUGGAUGGUGUCAGAGCCCUGAGCACUGGAUGUGCCUCGGCACUGGUGGUUUGUCUGCUCCUGCUGAGCAAGGUACUGCUCUGUGCGUGGCAGGAGCCUGUGUUGCGUCUGACAGUCAUUGCCUUGAGUUGAUGCCAGUUGGGUGCCUCCUAGGACCACAGUCCCCUGUGGCCAGAUCUGCCGUGGGGCAAGAGGCUGAGAACCAAGCUUUGCCCUUGUCCAGUACCCAGCUUGCCGCAGUGCUGCUCCCACCCCAGCUAGCUGGCUUGUUUGUGCCAUGGCUCCAGCGGGGCCAUUUGCUAGUGUUAUUUUUUAAAUAAGGGAGGAUCUAUCCUCCCGACUUCUCAAACUGUGAUGCCCAAAUCCUCCAGGCCAGGACAGCGGAUGGUGUCCUCCCUGGCCCUCACUCUUGGCCUGGGGUAGCAUGGAGGAAAAGCCUUUCAACCCAGCCAGAGAGCUAGGGAAAAGGCUGGGCCUUGCCAUUUUUAACUCUGUACGCAUCUAGUGUCAGUCAGGCGGAGCAUUUCUUGUUAUCUGUCUGUCCAUCUGAAUGUCUGUCUGCCUCAGCAAUCAUGUAUCGGUAGGUGGGGGUGGGGUGCGGAUGGGAUAAUGUGGGUCUUGUUUUUUAUUAGCCCUUUAACUUAGAUCCUCUUGAUCAGGGCAGAUCCAGCUAGCUCUGUUUCUUGGGCACUCUCAUCUGCUUCCCUUAGGAGACACAGGCAGUUCCUACACUUUGCUGGUGUCCAAGGAGCAAGCAGCCUCUGUCUGUGCAUGGUGCCAGUUCUGUGCUUGCAUGUGCCGUGUUGUAGGGGCU
Molecule: messenger RNA, 3794 nt
Organism: Gavialis gangeticus (Gharial)
Lineage: Eukaryota; Metazoa; Chordata; Crocodylia; Gavialidae
Gene: AMPD2
Product: adenosine monophosphate deaminase 2
Exons: 18
Coding region: 75-2549 (824 amino acids)
Biological process (GO): IMP salvage; AMP metabolic process
Cellular component (GO): cytosol
Molecular function (GO): AMP deaminase activity
Source: RefSeq, a predicted model, not a curated record